Messenger RNA from Aedes albopictus (Asian tiger mosquito), 1036 nucleotides. Its product is annotated as GPN-loop GTPase 2. The record is from RefSeq and is a predicted model, not a curated record. Gene Ontology annotation, molecular function: GTPase activity. Lineage: Eukaryota; Metazoa; Arthropoda; Insecta; Diptera; Culicidae. The transcript has a single exon. Bases 84 to 998 code for a protein of 304 amino acids. Gene Ontology annotation, cellular component: cytoplasm.
GUCGCGAGUUCACAUCGCUUGUGUUUCUUUUACAAUCAAAAGAUAAAAUCCUUAAGAAAUUCAUAGUUAUUCUGUGUUUUAAAAUGCAAAAUAAAGUGGUAACACUGAGAACGCAGACGCCCCUCUAUGGGCAGCUGGUGAUAGGACCUCCCGGAUCCGGCAAAACGACAUACUGCGCCAAAAUGAAACAGUUCCUCGAAAAGCUGGAACGCAAAGUGACGGUGGUCAAUCUGGACCCGGCGAAUGAUAACAUGGAGUACGAGACGACCAUCGACAUCAUGCAGCUCAUAACGGUGGAAGACGUGAUGGAGCAGUUCAAUCUUGGCCCGAACGGAGCACUCAUCUACUGCAUGGAGUUCCUGGAAACGAACUUUGGCUGGCUGCUGGAACAGUUGAAGGCCUCCCCGGACAAGUACUUCAUAUUCGAUUGUCCCGGCCAGGUGGAACUCUACACCCAUCACAACUCGAUGAAGAACAUUUUCGAACAGCUGGAAAAGCUUGGUUACCAUCUGUGCACGGUGCACCUGGUAGAAUCCCAUCACUGCUCAGAGCCGCAUAAGUUCAUUUCCACCCUGCUGUUGUCCCUGCACACCAUGCUGCAGAUGGGACUGCCCCACGUGAAUGUCCUCACCAAGGCGGACCUGCUGAAGGAGUACGAAUCAAAACUGGCCUUCAAUCUGGAAUACUACACGGACGUUCUGGAUUUGAGCUACCUGUUGGAGUCCGUGGACAAUUCCAUGGGGCCCAAGAAUAAGUACAAGAAGCUGAAUGCGGCCAUCGUUUCCAUGGUCGAGGACUACAGUUUGGUUUCGUUCUGUCUGCUGGAUUGCAACAGGGACGACAGUCUGCUGCGGCUGAAGAAUGCGAUUGAUAAGGCCAAUGGGUACGUGUACGGUGCCGGGGAAGAGAAGAACGUGAACACUCUGUUGGCUUGUGCAGUUGGGGCGGAAACGCAGACCGACCGGAUGGAACGGGACGUCAAUCCGUAUGUCAGUUGAUGAGGAACGUGAGGGACAAUAAAAGUUAAAUAAAUCAA